UGGGAGGGUCCUUAGAGCUGUGCAGAUUUUUGUAGUCAUUUUUCGGACUCAGGAAGAGAGAGAGCCGGCUCUGACUUCAUCUACAAACCUUUUCACAGAAUGGCGUCCAUGUUGAUGAAUACUCUGCGGAGCUGCCCGGUCAACUCGUCCAGGGCGCUUCACUUUGCUACACGGUCUCUUGGCACAUCUGCUGCUCUACAGGCACAAGCUAAAAGUAAGAAGACUCUGGCCAAGCCUGGAGUGAAGAACAUCGUUCUGGUCGAUGGAGUGCGUACACCCUUCCUGCAGUCUGGCACCACAUAUUCUGAUAUGAUGCCUCAUGAUCUGGCCAGAGGAGCUUUACAAGGUUUGUUAAACAGAACCGGCCUUCCUAAAGACGCAGUGGAUUACAUCGUCUAUGGAACCGUCAUACAGGAAGUGAAGACCAGCAACGUGGCCCGAGAGGCUGCUCUGGGUGCGGGAUUCUCCGACAAGAUUCCAGCUCACACCGUCACUAUGGCCUGCAUCUCCUCCAACCAAGCCAUGACUACAGCCGUGGGUCUGAUCGCCGCUGGUCAGUGUGACGCGGUGGUGGCCGGCGGAGUGGAGUUCAUGUCCGAUGUCCCGAUCCGUCACAGCCGCAGGAUGAGGAAGACCAUGCUCUCUCUGAACAAGGCUAAGACUCUGGGUGCGAGACUGUCUCUGCUCGGCUCCAUCAGACUCGCUCACCUCGCACCCGAGCUCCCUGCAGUAGCGGAGUUCUCCACAGCGGAGACGAUGGGUCACUCUGCAGAUCGCUUGGCCGCAGCGUUUGCCGUGUCUCGGCGUGAACAGGACGAGUUUGCGUUGCGCUCUCACACUCUGGCCAAGAAAGCUCAGGACGAGGGGCUGCUCAGUGAUGUCAUCAGCAUCAAUGUACCGGGGAAGAAUAUCAUCUCUAUGGACAAUGGGAUUCGUCCCAGCAGCAUGGAGCAGAUGGGCAAGCUGAAGCCCGCCUUCAUCAAACCACACGGCACUGUCACCGCUGCUAACUCCUCCUACCUGACUGACGGUGCCUCUGCAGUUCUCAUCAUGUCUGAAGAGAAAGCACUCGCUAUGGGUUACAAGCCCAAAGCGUAUCUCAGAGACUUUGUGUACGUGUCUCAGGACCCUAAAGACCAGCUCCUGCUCGGCCCCACCUACGCCACUCCGAAGGUCCUGGAGAAGAGUGGACUGACGCUGACCGACAUCGACGUGUUCGAGUUCCAUGAGGCUUUCGCUGGUCAGAUUUUGGCGAAUAUGAAGGCGAUGGAGUCUGACUGGUUUGCUCAGACCUACAUGGGCAGGAAAACAAAGGUGGGAUCACCUCCCAUGGAGAAGUUUAACCUGUGGGGCGGAUCGCUCUCCAUCGGACACCCUUUCGGUGCCACCGGCUGUCGCCUGGUUACCACGGUAGCACACCGGCUCAAGAAGGAGGGGGGGCAGUAUGGCCUGGUGGCAGCGUGCGCUGCUGGGGGACAGGGACAUGCAAUGCUUAUCGAAGCAUAUCCACAGUAGACUGCUGUAGCGCGCACACACACACACACACACACACACACACACACACACACACACACACACACACACACACGAAGGAGUACAGAAUGAAUAGUAAAUUGUGUAAAUAAUAGAGAAUCUGAUGUGUACCACAAAGCCUUGAAGAAAGAAGGGAAGAAAUGAAAGCACUUGAGAAGGUUAUGGACGUGUGAAGCAGCUGAGGAGAAUCCUAACACGCUAAGAACAUGUUCAUCGUCUCUCCUUCUACACACUCACACUGUCUGUUCUAGUCAGAGUGAUCCAGCAUCCAGCGGCUGACUCGCAUUACUGUUGCAGGGUUCUGUAGAUAGUUUCUAUUUAAGCUUCUCUGCUUCUGCUGCUCAUGAAAAGGUUUCUGAGCGUCAUCUGGAGGAACACACUCAUCCAGAACCUCAUCUCUGCAUGGAUAAUGUUUCCAUUGUGUCUGUUUUUGUAAUGAUAUUGUCAGAUAAAUAAUCUAAAUAAC
Molecule: messenger RNA, 1999 nt
Organism: Hemibagrus wyckioides
Lineage: Eukaryota; Metazoa; Chordata; Actinopteri; Siluriformes; Bagridae
Gene: hadhb
Product: hydroxyacyl-CoA dehydrogenase trifunctional multienzyme complex subunit beta
Exons: 16
Coding region: 100-1515 (471 amino acids)
Biological process (GO): fatty acid beta-oxidation
Molecular function (GO): acyltransferase activity, transferring groups other than amino-acyl groups
Source: RefSeq, a predicted model, not a curated record